AAACACCUUUUCGUUUUCCCAACAACUUCCCUGAUAAGCUAGAUCCACGUCAGGCUAGAUGACUCACAGUCACUUCCCCUCACUCUCCUUCCUCGCACUCACCAAGCUACUACACAACUCCAAUCAACGCCGUUCAAUUAACACCAGUAAAUUGUGAUCCCAUCAAAUCAAUUCGAUUCAAUAGAUUUGCUUUUACACAUGCAAGUAUAUAAACCCAAUCCUCACCAACCAUGGCAGCACAACUCAUUCGAUUCUAGCGAGUGAGGAAAAAAAUAAAAAUAAAAAUCACUGUCUGUCUUCCACUCUUUUCAGUGUAGAAACCUUCGAGUCUACGAAUACAAUACAAUGUCCGGUGGCGGCGGUGAUGCUCCAUCUAUCCCGCCCGCCAAUAAUGGCGGCGAAUUUAUACUCUCUUUACUCCGAAGACCUAACCACCACCCAACACCAUCGCAGCAACAGCAGCAGCAAUCUCAGUCUCCUUUUAUGACCCCACAAUUACAAAAUCACAAUCACAAUCAACAUAAUCCUGCAGUCGCAGCUGUUGGCCCCAGUCUACCUGCACCGUCUAGUCAAGUGUUGAAUCCCAACGGCCGUGAUGUUCUCCCCAAUUCUCCUCCUCUUUGGCCCCAUAAUCUGGGCUUUCCGCAGAAAAACAAUGCUUUUCCUCACCCCCGUCGAAAUCAAUAUUUAGCAGAGGAUUUGCAAAGAUUAGGGUUUUCAAAUGUGGAGACUAGAGCUAAUAAUAAUAAUAAUAAUAAUAAUAAUGACAAUUCGAUCCAGCAUCUACUUCAACAGAAGCAACAGUUUGAGCAAAAGCUACAGUUCGGCUCGUUUUCGAGUGAGAUUCAAAGCCCUGCUGAGGUUUUAGUGAAUGCGAAUUUGGUGCGAGAAGUAGGAUCAGGGGGCAGAAGCUUCAAUGAAUUGGAAAGGAAUAGGCAUCUCGAGAAGCAAGCAAACUCGAAUUCGAGGAGAAAUUCUGAAGUGCGACAGCCAGGAGGCAGCAGUGGAGGAUGGGGAAACCAGCACCGAAACCAACACCUACACCAGGAACAGCACCGGAAUUAUAGGUCUCCGUCUCCGGGGUUCUCCAAUAAGCCUAGAGGUGGAGGAGAUGGAGAGAAUUGGGAUUACGGAAGCAGGAGGAGAGAAUUGGAACUUAAUAUUACCAGGGAAAAGGGAGAUUUUAGUAAAAUGAACAAUGAGAAAGUGAGGAGAAGUGAGGGGUCAGUUGAGCUGGGGCUUACGAGACAGCUUGAUCGUCCAGGUCCACCUGCCGGGAGUAAUCUGCAUUCCGUUUUGUGUUCGGAGAUUGGGGAAUCCUUGAUCAAUCCGGAUGGUGAAAAUGGUGAAGAUGGAAAGGAUGAUGGAGGAGAAUUGGAUGAUCUUGGUGAAGAGCUGGUGGAUUCUUUGUUGCUUGAUGGUCAGCCUGAAGGCAAGAAAGACAAGAAGGAAAGUAGCAAGGAGUCUAGAUCAGAUAACAGGGGGAAAAAUAUACUUAGUCAGAGGAUGAGAAUGCUUAAAAAGCAAAUGCAAUGUUGUUUAGAUAUCGACAGACUAAAUGCUGCUUUUCUUGCAAUUUACGAGUCAUUGAUACCGCCAGAGGAAGAAAAAAUGAAGCAGGAGCUAUUUUUGAUGUCAUUGGAGAAACUGAUCAACAAGGAAUGGCCUCAAGCUCGAUUAUACCUAUAUGGUUCAUGUGCAAAUUCAUUUGGAGUUUCAAAGAGUGAUAUAGAUGUUUGCCUCGCAAUUGAGGAUGCUGAGGUUAAUAAGCCUGAGGUCUUGUUAAAGUUGGCUGAUAUAUUGCAGUCAGAUAACCUCCAGAAUGUGCAGGCAUUGACUCGGGCCAGGGUUCCCAUAGUAAAGCUUAUGGAUCCGGUGACUGGCAUCUCCUGUGACAUAUGCAUAAACAAUGUUUUGGCUGUUGUGAAUACAAAGCUUCUUCGGGAUUAUGCACAAAUAGAUGUCAGAUUACGGCAAUUAGCUUUUAUAGUGAAACACUGGGCCAAGUCAAGAGGAGUCAAUGCAACUUACCAAGGGACCCUAUCUAGUUAUGCGUAUGUUUUAAUGUGCAUUCAUUUUUUACAGCAGCGUAGACCUGCUAUCCUUCCAUGCUUACAGGAGAUGAGAACGACAUACUCUGUCACUGUAGAUGACAUUCAAUGUGCUUACUUUCAUCAAGUUGAAAAACUCCGUGGUUUUGGAUCUCGAAACAAGGAAACAAUUGCUGGAUUAGUAUGGGCAUUUUUCAAUUAUUGGGCAUAUAGUCAUGAUUAUACAAAUGCUGUUAUAUCUGUUCGUAUAGGAAGCAUACUCAGCAAACACGAAAAGGAAUGGACAAGGAGGAUUGGGAAUGAUCGCCAUUUGAUAUGCAUAGAGGACCCCUUUGAGAUAUCUCAUGACCUUGGUAGAGUCGUGGAUAAAUUCAGCAUAAAAGUUCUGAGAGAAGAAUUUGAACGUGCAGCGGAUAUCUUGCAAUACGAUCCAAAUCCCUGUGCAACGCUCUUUGAACCCUAUAUUCCCAGUUGACUUGCUGGCCUGUGCUUGGAAAAGCAUGAUAGAUGUAUUUAUGGACAAGUUAUACCUGUCGUGUAAAGUCGCUUUUCUAACGUCAUCCUCAUUUCCAUCUAUGCCUUGUGCUUUCGUA
Populus euphratica (Euphrates poplar) is the source of this 2644-nucleotide messenger RNA. RefSeq names its product poly(A) RNA polymerase cid14-like. The transcript has 6 exons. Gene Ontology annotation, molecular function: RNA uridylyltransferase activity. NCBI's taxonomy places the organism in Eukaryota, Viridiplantae, Streptophyta, Magnoliopsida, Malpighiales, Salicaceae. The coding region runs from base 346 to 2526 and encodes 726 amino acids. The record is from RefSeq and is a predicted model, not a curated record.